UGUGGUUCUUAUGUAGGGGUGGCUGAGACUCACUGUGUACUAGCCGCAGACUGUGUCAGAGACAGCCAGAGAUACCUAUCAGAGCCCGGGACAUAGACUACAGCAAGCAUGUGUGGAAUUUUUGCUUACCUCAACUACCGUGUGCCCCGCACCAGGCGUGAGAUCCUAGAAAGACUUAUCAAAGGUCUACAGAGGUUGGAAUACAGAGGAUAUGACUCUGCAGGUGUCGGUAUUGAUGGCGGCAAUGAAAAGAACUGGGAGAACAACGCCAAGAAAAUUCAGCUCAUUAGGAAGAAGGGGAAGGUCAAGGCUCUGGAUGAAGAAAUAAACAAGCAAGAAAGCCUGGACCUGGAUAUUGAAUUUGAGAUUCACCUGGGCAUUGCACACACCCGUUGGGCCACUCAUGGAGAGCCCAGCCCUACCAACAGCCAUCCACAGCGCUCUGACAAAAACAACGAGUUUAUCGUGAUCCACAAUGGCAUCAUCACCAACUACAAAGACCUGAAGAAGUUCCUGGAAAGCAAAGGCUACGAGUUUGAGUCUGAGACUGACACAGAAACCAUUGCCAAGCUUGCGAAAUAUAUGUAUGACAAUCGGGAGAAUAAUGAGAUCAGCUUUGCCACCCUUGUUGAGCGGGUCAUCCAGCAGCUGGAAGGUGCAUUUGCUCUGGUAUUUAAAAGUGUUCAUUUUCCGGCUCAGGCUGUGGGAACCAGGAGAGGCAGCCCACUUCUGAUGGGUAUACGGAGUGAGCACAAGCUGGCCGCAGAUCACAUCCCCAUAUUGUACCGAUCAGCAUCACAAAGCAUCGAUUAUCCUCUAGAGGGAAUAUGCAUAAUAGAGAAAGAAGCUCUGGAGAAGAAAAGCAGCUGUUCCGUGCCCAGGAUAGACAGCACCACUUGCCUCUUCCCUGUAGAAGAGAAGGCUGUGGAAUAUUACUUUGCAUCAGAUGCCAGUGCUGUCAUCGAACACACGAACAGAGUCAUGUACCUGGAAGAUGAUGAUGUAGCUGCUGUUGUAGAUGGUCGUCUCUCCAUCCAUCGCAUCAAGAGAAGUGUUGGAGACCACCCAGCCCGUGCAAUUCAGACCUUACAGAUGGAGCUGCAGCAGAUCAUGAAGGGUAACUUUAGCUCCUUCAUGCAAAAAGAAAUCUUCGAGCAGCCAGAGUCCGUAGUAAACACAAUGAGAGGACGAGUCAAUUUUGAUGAUCUGACAGUAAAUUUGGGAGGUUUGAAAGAUCACCUCAAAGAAAUUCAAAGAUGUCGAAGACUAAUUCUCAUUGCCUGUGGAACCAGUUACCAUGCUGGAGUUGCUACACGUCAGAUCCUUGAGGAGCUCACAGAGCUUCCAGUCAUGGUGGAAUUGGCUAGUGACUUCCUGGACAGGAGCACUCCUGUAUUCAGAGACGAUGCGUGCUUCUUCAUCAGUCAGUCAGGAGAGACGGCAGAUACUCUUCUUGCAUUGCGUUACUGCAAAGAACGGGGAGCACUGACAAUGGGGGUCACUAACACCGUUGGAAGCUCCAUUUCAAGGGAGACAGACUGUGGUGUCCACAUUAAUGCUGGGCCUGAGAUUGGUGUGGCCAGCACAAAGGCAUACACCAGCCAGUUUGUGGCACUGGUCAUGUUUGCACUUAUGGUUUGUGAUGACCGUAUAUCUAUGCAAGAUCGCCGCAAGCAAAUUUUACACGGUCUGAAAAUGCUGUCGGACAACAUUAAGGAAGUACUUAGCCUUGAUGACGAGAUUCAGAAGCUGGCAGCUGAACUGUACCAACAGAAGUCUGUGUUGAUCAUGGGCCGUGGAUAUCACUAUGCAACCUGCCUGGAAGGCGCCUUGAAAAUUAAGGAAAUCACAUAUAUGCAUUCAGAAGGGAUCUUGGCUGGGGAGCUGAAGCAUGGUCCACUGGCCUUGGUAGACAAACUUAUGCCGGUCAUCAUGAUUAUAGUGAGGGAUCAUUCCUACAUCAAGUGCCAGAAUGCUCUCCAGCAAGUGGUUGCUAGACAGGGACGUCCAGUGGUGAUCUGUGACAAGGAGGACACAGAAACUAUUAACACAAUCAAACGUACAAUUAAGGUUCCUCACACAGUGGACUGUCUUCAAGGAAUACUGAGUGUGAUCCCCCUACAACUCCUUGCCUUCCAUCUUGCUGUUCUCAGAGGAUAUGAUGUGGAUUGUCCAAGAAACUUAGCCAAGUCUGUGACUGUGGAGUAGAGUGGGUGGAAUCCGUAGACGACACUAUUUCUACCAUUUCUAUAUCCCAAUUUUUACUUUUAUAUUUAUGUUCCCCUCAUUUCCUUUGUAUUCAGUCCAUUUGCAGCACCUGCUGCUGCAUCUUGUGAAUCUGGAAAACCAGAAUAUUGUACAAAUGUAGUUUCUGUUGUAAACAGACAGAUCCUUGUAGAAUAGAUACUAUUAUCUUCCUUCCUUUGCAGUAACUUUGACAGAUUUCUAGUGAUUUGCACUGACUUUCAUGCCAUGUCAGAUCCAGCACUUUAAAACUUUGUCCAUAUUACUAUCUUACAGCCCAUGUAAAGAUAUGGACCUUUCCAUCUGCAAAUGAUAUGUGCCAAGAGAUAGUCUGCUGUCCACAGUCACCUUAUGACUGCUGUCUGAUCAUUGCUGUGUGUAUGUGAUGGGAAAUGACAGAACCAAUCAGAGGAGGUGCUCUUACUGAGAAUGUGAUGCAAGCACAAAGACUUACUAGAACUGCCGUGCCAUUAUUUGAUGGCCUACAGCAGGAUAAGGUCCUACUUCUGAUUUUUAGGUUUUUCGG
Nanorana parkeri is the source of this 2770-nucleotide messenger RNA. Its product is annotated as glutamine--fructose-6-phosphate aminotransferase [isomerizing] 1. The transcript has 20 exons. Gene Ontology annotation, molecular function: carbohydrate derivative binding; L-glutamine:D-fructose-6-phosphate transaminase (isomerizing) activity. The record is from RefSeq and is a predicted model, not a curated record. Lineage: Eukaryota; Metazoa; Chordata; Amphibia; Anura; Dicroglossidae. Bases 109 to 2208 code for a protein of 699 amino acids. Gene Ontology annotation, biological process: UDP-N-acetylglucosamine metabolic process; fructose 6-phosphate metabolic process; carbohydrate derivative biosynthetic process.